GGAAAUGGUGAAAAGCGAAGCGGAGAGAGGAGAAGUAAUGAAUAUCAUUUUAUUUCAUUUCUCAUACUCGCUGCCACUGGAGCAGAACAUUACCUAUCAGUACGGCAAUUGGGUUGAUUAUUGAUUUAAAUCUUCUUUAUCUGUCAUUUUAUACUGUAGGAUAUUUUCCCAGCUAGAGCUACUUGAUGAAAAACUAGGUAAUAAAAAUUCAGACUUUGCCCAACGCUGUUAAAAGGGACGAGAUAAGACUAUAAUAUUGUAUAAAGGUUGUACUUUUUGGAUUUCUGUGUUAUUACAUGGUAGGUUAAUGCUCCACCAAAACACAGAUUGAAACGACUAAAAUGAGAAGGCUUUCAAUUGCUGUGGUAAUCUGCAUAUUUGCUUCUUGCCUUGUCAAAGGCAACAGUUGGUGGGAGGAUUAUGAGAAAGGAAAGAAGCACUACAGUGAGGAGGCUCUUAAUAAGGAGUUUCCAGAGAAGACGAGACCUCAAGGCUUCAGUCACCCCCCGUUUCAGUGUCCAGACAUGAGCCCCUCUCCCACCAAUCCCUCAUCUGUUGAGCUUGUGAAAGCAGCUGACAUCAGAGUUAUAGCAGCCAUGGGUGAUUCGCUGACAACAGCAAUUGCUGCCAAUGCAUCCAGUGUCCUCCAAGUGCCCAUUGAAUACCGUCAAGUUUCAUGGAGUAUUGGGGGCUAUGGAACAAUCCAAGAUGUUAUUACACUUGCAAACAUUGUCAAACUGUUUAACCCAAAUGUGCUGGGGCCAGCACCCGUGAUGACCUUCCAUGGUGUUCCUACAACCAUCAAUGAAACAGGCUUCAAUCUGGCAGUCACUGGACACAACACUUUAAAUUUCUCUGAACAGGCCAGACACCUUAUUGACACACUCAAGAGCUAUCCAGGUCUGAACUUUACAGAGGACUGGAAACUGGCCACUGUACUUAUUGGAAUGAAUGAUAUCUGCGAUUACUGUAAAAACAAGACACUUUUCUCAGUGGACAAUUUCAUUCAUUAUAUGGCAGAGUCCCUGGACAUGAUGAUGAAUGAGGUCCCCAGGAUGAUCGUGAAUGUGGUUCAGAUCAUGACCAUGGAGCCAUUGAGAGAGGUCCAGAGGCCAACUGUGGGCUGCCUGCUGCAGAAGUCUUUCUGUUCCUGCUUGACAACGCCACCUUCUGAUUCUCCUGAGCUGAAGGAGCUUGUUGAGUUGAACUUUGAGUUCCAGAGGAGGUUGGAGCAACUUCUCCACAGUGAUCGUUACUUUAAGGAGGACUUUGCUGUGGUUCUCCAGCCCUACCUGAAAAAUGCACAACCACCAAGGCUUCCAAAUGGGAAUGUUGACAUGAGCUUUUUCGCCCCUGACUGCUUCCACUUCACCAUUAAAGGCCAUGAGGAACUGGCUAAGGGCUUGUGGAACAACAUGUUCCAGCCUGAAGGAGAAAAGUUCCUGCUUGAGACAUUCUCUGAACCGAUUAAACUGAUAUGUCCCUCUGAGGAACAUCCUUACAUCUACACAAGACCUCAUCGUCCCACAUCAUCCUCGCCCACAUUGUCCAGCUCGCUCCAGCUCUCGCUCUUCCUGUCCCUGUUGACUGUGACAUUCAUCGUGUAAUGCCUAAAUUAUAACCUCACCUCUUUGAGGCUCAGUUCGCUGAGUAUGGGACAACGUAGACUAAAUAAAGUUUUUCUAUUCAUAGAGUUCUGUUUCUAGCUGAUGUGAGCUGAUGUUCAUGGCGAGUACAUGUAUGGUCGUACACAUGCGCAUGUACACAUUGAAGGAUGCACACACACACACACACACACACACACAGACACGCGCGCACACACACACACACACACACAAGGUAAUGAACCGAGUGAUUGUGCUGCCUGCUGCUGGUGGGUUUCAUAAUCGCAUGCUGUCCUGACUGACACCAGAGGGCGCUUGACAGCUGUAUUUUAUUUUUAAUGAGUCAAAGGUUUAUUGAUUUUGGUUUUUAUAAUAAGCCAAGGCUCUCUGCUAAAUAUCUCACAGCUGUUAAUGAAAAUCCUUUCGUCAAUAGUUUGUGUGAGAGUAUAUAUUAAAUAAAAGUAAAUUUCAGUUUGUGUAGCAUGUUGGGGCUCUGGAAAAUGUGCAAUUUACAUUUUUCUUUAAAACCACUUUUAUUGUUUUAUUAGCCAUAAGAUUAAUGAAUGUGAACAGUGUUCAGCCUACAUCAUCACAGUCCCCUGUAAAAGUGCUCUUAGAGAUUUGUUCUGCAGAUUCAGUUGCAGAAUUAAUGUCAUGUCAGCUUCUUUUAAAGGGUAUUUUAAAAUGACUUGUCCACACAGUAUUACAUACCUCUGUAGCUGAAUGGAAACACUAACAUUCAUUACCUUCCUGCUUUUUUUAUUUUUUAAUUUUAUUUUUUUUCCCCCUGAGAGCAUUUGACUCUGGCUCUUUAUCCUCAGCCAUACCAUAUUCACACUGUGUCACUGAGGUCUGACGUCACAGAAAGGUUAAAAAAAACAGGAGGCAGUAUUUCUGAGUAUUUUAAAUCGAAGGAUAAGGAUAGAUAGGUUGUAUCAAAAAACGAAUUCAGGGAGGUUAGGGGUUCAAAGCAUUAAAGAGACAAAAGCAAGGCAUUAAAAGCUUUGAACAAGGUAAACACUGGUGAAACCAGGCCCCUGAGAUAGGUGGGAUAAUUGGAUAGAGUUGUUUCGGAGGAAACCUGAAACGUGUUUUUCUCUUUCACAAAUUAAGCCUUUGAAAAAAAAACCCUACAAAGGUGUCUAACCUUUCCUUUCAUGACACGAUCAGCAGUUCUGCCAGCAGCCCUCGUCCCUCAGUUGCCAUUACUGUGUUGGCGUAUCCAUAAACAUACAGCCUCAAUUUAUGGAGAACAAUCACUGGUUGAGUGAGUCCUGCGAUUGACCUGCCACUACAAAUAGACAUUUGGAAUAAAGAGAACUGCUGUAAUUUCACUCUGGACAAACACAGCACCCCGCUGAUGCAAAACGGCCUUUAUUGUUUUGGGUAGAGCACACAGAUUAGGAUCUUUACAGAUGGUGAAAUAGGAAAUUUGAUACAGGCAAUAUUAAUGGGUUUCUGGAUAAGUAUUCAUUAAAGUGUCUUCAUGUUUAAUUAAAGUCCCCGAUAAAGCAGACUGCUGAAGUUCAAGUUCCACCAUCAGUUUAUUAAACUGUACUGCAAUAAUUUAUACAUGCAUGCACUGUAAGAUUGCAGCAAUAUUCUUCAUGUUUUUAAUUAAUUUUAAUUAAUUGACUAUUUCUUCUCACAACUGUUCCUCCAACUGUUUUUUUUAUUAAAAAGCCUGUGUAACAAAACAAAAGUCAGAAUUGGUCUAAAAUGUUCAGGUUGUUGAAUUUAUCUAAGUAAUUGGAGAUUUCAAAUGAGGGAUGUUAGCCUGAACUGAAAGUGUUUGCAUCCUUGCCAAUAGAGCUAAUUUCUAUUCUCAUUAAGUGAACAACCCCACAAAAAAGACAUUGCAAUGGUGUAUACAAUUUGCAAAGAUUAUUUGGUAGUUUGUUUCCAUACCUUGGGAAAUGAAAUUGUCUGCAAUGUCACUGUGGUAAUGCAUGUAUGUACUUGCACAUGUGCC
Anguilla rostrata (American eel) is the source of this 3576-nucleotide messenger RNA. Its product is annotated as phospholipase B1, membrane-associated. The coding region runs from base 342 to 1607 and encodes 421 amino acids. The record is from RefSeq and is a predicted model, not a curated record. Gene Ontology annotation, cellular component: brush border membrane. Gene Ontology annotation, biological process: phospholipid metabolic process. Gene Ontology annotation, molecular function: phosphatidylcholine lysophospholipase A1 activity; A2-type glycerophospholipase activity; retinyl-palmitate esterase activity. Lineage: Eukaryota; Metazoa; Chordata; Actinopteri; Anguilliformes; Anguillidae. The transcript is spliced from 16 exons.